AUUGCCUUCAACGACAGCGGAAAUUAGACCGGAUCGGAUUUAAUGACUAAGUAACCUUUUGAUUCUCACUGAUAAGAUCGAAUUCAAUUUCCCCCAGACUCCCCGAGGCAGAUCAUUAUACUCUCUCAUUACAUUUACAAUUUCUCGACUGAACUCAGUUUCUAGGUUAGCCCACAAAAUGAUUCAAUCGUCGCCUUCGCACCAAAAAGGGGAAAAGGUCUGGGCCUCCCUGAUAACGAACCUCUCCUACCUCCCAGGCAUCCUUACCCUCUCACACUCCCUCAAAGCUACCCAAACGGUUUACCCUUUCAUCGCACUCUACACCCCCACCUUCCCCACCGAGGGCCUAGCAGCGCUUCAAGCGCGCGGAAUCCGCACCCAGGCCGUCUCCACCGUGCAACCAGGCCAGAGCAGAGUCUUCGUCCGAGACCCACGGUUCAACGAGACAUGGAACAAACUGAUUGUAUUCUCUCUGGUGGAGUACGAUCGCAUUGUUCUCUUGGACGGGGACAUGCUGGUUCGGAAGAAUAUGGAUGAGUUGAUGGACGUACCGCUGGACGAACCGAACUCGGAGUUGGACGGCGAGGAGAACACGAAGGGGAGGGUAUUCGCAGCAAGUCAUGCGUGCGCUUGUAAUCCGUUGCAAAAGCCUCAUUAUCCCAAGACUUGGGUCCCCUUGAAUUGUGCUUUCACAAGCCAGCACUCUGAUCCCGUCCAAGCCCAGUCGUCCGGUGCCCCCGCCGCAGCCGGUGUUGCUAUGCUGAACAGUGGCCUAUUAGUUGUGCGACCUAGCUUGUCUACCUGGGCGGAGAUCCAGGCGGGUCUCCAAAUGCCUGAGCGCACAGAUAGAUACGAUUUCCCCGAUCAAGAGCUCUUGUCAGACGUGUUUCGAGGUCGAUGGGUGGCAUUGCCGUAUGUGUAUAAUGCGCUAAAGACGUUACGGUGGGCUGGAGUGCAUGAUGCAAUCUGGAGGGACGACGAAGUGAAGAACGUGCAUUACAUCUUUGACAAGAAGCCGUGGCAGGAAGACCCUGAUAAUGGGAUGGAUGAAACAAGCCGUUGGUGGUGGGAGGCGAAUAGACACAGGAAAAAACUGGAAGUAGAAGUGGGGAUUACAGAUGGACAUUGAGGCAGCAACCUAGAGAUUUUUUUUCUGUUAAGCUCAUGACUCAUGUGGGCCUUUUCACUCAUCCAAUGUAUAUACAGUACAUAUACCCCAGCUCUCCCGAUAGAGAUGGACAAAACGCCAUAGAUAGAC
Aspergillus alliaceus is the source of this 1258-nucleotide messenger RNA. Its product is annotated as glycosyltransferase family 8 protein. The coding region runs from base 179 to 1129 and encodes 316 amino acids. Gene Ontology annotation, molecular function: glycosyltransferase activity. NCBI's taxonomy places the organism in Eukaryota, Fungi, Ascomycota, Eurotiomycetes, Eurotiales, Aspergillaceae. The transcript has 3 exons. The record is from RefSeq and is a predicted model, not a curated record.